Molecule: messenger RNA, 3743 nt
Organism: Lepus europaeus (European hare)
Lineage: Eukaryota; Metazoa; Chordata; Mammalia; Lagomorpha; Leporidae
Gene: UBXN4
Product: UBX domain protein 4
Exons: 13
Coding region: 110-1633 (507 amino acids)
Molecular function (GO): protein binding
Source: RefSeq, a predicted model, not a curated record
GCGCUGCGGGGGCUGAGGGGCCGCGGGGCCCGAGGAAGCGGUUGGGCGGAGCCAGCUCCGGGACCGCGGCGACUACACCCCGACCGAGCGCCAGGGCCCGACCGGAGCGAUGUUGUGGUUCCAGGGCGCCAUUCCGGCCGCCAUCGCGUCGGCUAAGAGGAGCGGCGCGGUCUUCGUGGUGUUCGUGGCAGGUGAUGAUGAGCAGUCUACACAGAUGGCUGCAAGUUGGGAAGAUGAGAAAGUGACAGAAGCAUCUUCAAACAGUUUUGUUGCUAUUAAAAUUGAUACCAAAAGUGAAGCCUGCCUGCAAUUUUCACAAAUCUACCCAGUAGUAUGUGUUCCAUCCAGUUUUUUUAUUGGAGACAGUGGAAUUCCCUUGGAAGUAAUAGCAGGAAGUGUUUCUGCAGAUGAGCUGGUUAUGAGAAUUCACAAAGUCCGACAGAUGCAUUCACUAAAAGGUGAAACGUCAGUGGCUAACAGCAGCCAGUCAGAAAACUCAGUCUUUGCUCCAUCUGCCUCUUUUGAACCUAAUAACACUUCUGAAAACUCUCAGUCCAGAAAUGUAGAGCUUUGUGCGACAUUGUCCACUUCUGAUGCAAAGUCGGAUACUGCAGCAGGAGGAGAAAGUUCAGGCCGUGCCACUCCCUCUCAGGAGCCUAGUGGAUGUUCAAAUCAGAGACCUGCAGAGGAUCUCACCGUCAGAGUGGAAAGACUUACAAAAAAACUUGAAGAAAGGAGAGAGGAGAAAAGGAAAGAAGAAGAACAGAGAGAAAUUAAGAAGGAAAUUGAAAGGAGAAAAACUGGAAAAGAAAUGUUGGAUUAUAAAAGAAAACAAGAAGAAGAAUUAACAAAAAGAAUGCUAGAGGAAAGAAACAGAGAAAAGGCAGAAGAUAGAGCAGCUCGAGAACGUAUAAAACAGCAAAUUGCAUUGGACCGUGCUGAGAGAGCAGCUCGAUUCGCAAAGACAAAGGAAGAAGUAGAGGCUGCCAAAGCUGCUGCCUUGCUGGCCAAGCAGGCAGAAAUGGAAGUCAAGAGGGAAUCGUAUGCAAGAGAAAGAAGCACUGUUGCAAGAAUUCAGUUCCGUCUUCCUGAUGGUUCUUCCUUCACAAAUCAGUUUCCUUCUGAUGCUCCUCUAGAAGAAGCAAGGCAAUUUGCUGCACAGACUGUUGGCAACACUUACGGUAAUUUUUCAUUAGCAACCAUGUUUCCCAGGAGAGAAUUUACCAAAGAAGAUUAUAAAAAGAAAUUACUGGAUUUGGAACUUGCCCCAAGUGCUUCAGUAGUACUGUUGCCAGCAGGCAGACCUACUUCAUCCAUUGUACACUCUUCCAGUGGAGACAUUUGGACAUUGCUGGGGACAGUACUUUACCCAUUCCUUGCCAUCUGGAGAUUGAUUAGCAAUUUCUUAUUUAGUAAUCCUCCUGCACAGACUUCAGUACGAACAUCAUUGCCGGAAACUUCAAACCCUGCAUCAUCUAGCAAAUCAGAAAAAAGAGAACCAGUCAGAAAAAGAGUGCUGGAAAAACGUGGGGAAGACUUUAAAAAGGAGGGGAAGAUAUACAGACUGAGGACUCAAGAUGAUGGUGAAGAUGAUAACAACACUUGGAAUGGAAAUUCUACUCAGCAGAUGUAGUGCCACAAGUACAAUACGUGCAAUAAUCAUUCUCUUAACGAUUUAAUGCAACUAAAAUUCUCCUGGAGAAGUGGGACUGCUUAAUGCUUUCCAAAUGGUCUAUAAAGUGUCUUUUUAUUAAUGCUUAGUGGGUGUGGGUUCAAGCUGUUUAACUCAGAAAAGGCAAGACCUAUCAUAACUGGCUGCUGGGUCCUCGCGUCCACGGUAACCCAGUGCAGAAGCCUGGAAGAGAAGGCCUGUGGCAGCCUCCCUUCCCCAGCGUCUUACUCCCCGUGCCCUGCAGGCCUGUGCUCGCAGGUGGCACGUUUGCUCCCAGACUCUUAGGUCCCAGAGUCACUGGGAUGUUACUGAGCAGGUGCCCCUGAGUCAGCAUUCUAACGAGCUAGUCAGGUGAUCAUUUCUGUUUGACUUUUCUCUUUGCUCAUUAGCUGCAAGCAAACUCUUGUAGUUUUUAAACACUGAAUAAAAAAUUCUUUUCCAAAAGUCAGAACGAUCUUAUUUUUGCCUUAAGUUUUGUUUUCCUGGCAUCUGCUGUUGUACAGAGCUCUAUUGAGAUUGUAUGUCUGAUUUUCCGCCCAGUACAGCCCUGGCGCUCUCGGGAAAGUAGCCGGUCGUCUACUCUUCAAUAUCUCUGAAGAAGAAACUCUGUGACACACAUUGAUGCCAGGUACUGUCCCCCCAAGCCAGCAGGCAUCGCUUGCAUGUCGUUAUGGUCUUUGUUCUCAUCCACGCAAACAGUUGCUGGUCCCCCACCUAGUUCUCUCUCUCUUCCUCCUGAAGUCUGGGCCUUGACAAUCACACUGUAAGGUCUUAAAGCACCUCUGGUGCAGGACAAGAAAUAGUGUCAAUCAGGCCUCUACUCAUUGGGUUAUUGUUAAGAAUUUGUCUUAAUCGGACUUACUGCUACUUUAUUCUUGUGUUUUUGGUCGUAGAGACCACUCAAGUAAUGAUGUUUGAAAAGCAGUCAGAGUGGUUAUUCCUGUGUGGAGACUGGAAGGAAUCGCUCUUAUGUGGACAUGCCAGCAGACUCUGGCUUUAUUUUGUAGUGGGAAGAAGAAAUAAGAAUUUUUUUUAGAACAAACUCUGUGUGUUUCACCUAUGAAAUAACAAUGACGUUUAAAGAGGGCAGCAGUCACUGUUGGUAAGGAGGAUGUGAGGCAGGCAUUGGUGUUGGUGCUUUGAAAACCACUCAGAUCUUCCUGAAAACUGUCAUUAUCAGAAACUUCAGCCAUUUCAUAAUCUGAUCCAAUAAUAUUUUUCCAACGAACAAUGAUAAAUACAGCUACAGUUUAGGUACUCAUUAAGUGUAAUUUAUUUUACUUAAGAACUGGAAACUAAACGUUUUCUGCAGAAUGAAUGAAUUUCUGAAGAGAAAUGGUACAAUUCACCCUGUUUAUUGAGCACUUGUUAGGUGUUGGGGGAAAAGAAGCUGGAUACAGAACUAUAGUUCCCAUAAGACCUCAGCUAUGUAAACUGAUUUUGUAUAUAGAUACAACUAUGUAUUAAUAUUUAUGUAAAGAAAGAAGAAAACACAACAAAGCAUUAAUAAUGGUAAGAGUGGUUGUUAUAUGUGAUUUUAGCUUUCCUUUUGCACCCUUACAUUUUCCCAGUUUGCUGCAGUGACAUUAUAUCCAUAAUUUCAAAAGUGAGUUUGGAAAAGAAAAUCUUAGCAAGCAUCCCAUUUUAAAGUUUCAUCAUUUUAAGAACAGCAAUAAGGUGAUUUAAAAAAAAUCUGUCACAUGUGCAUGACUGCACUAAUAGCUAUUAGAAAUACAUUUGCAGAAACAGCAAGUACCUCAAAUCUGUUUGCCUUCAAGACAGUAAAAUAUAAACCUUAGAGAAUGGUUCAUAACAAAAUGGUUCAUUAUCUCUGAGUGGGAGGAUCCCUCCUCAGCUAUUACCUUUUUAAAAAGUAGAUAUGGUAAAAAGUUCAAAUCAGCAUAUAAGGCUGUAACCUGAAGUCUGCCUGCUUGGAUCUUACCCUUGGCACUAUUCCCCAGAGGAAGCCUCUAUUAAUAGUUUCUUAUGUACUUUUCAGAAAAUUUUUAUGCAUAUGUAAGCAAAUAUGUAAUCUUUAUUUUUUAAAUAAAUGGGAUCAUAUUAUAUCUAC